Messenger RNA from Cokeromyces recurvatus, 824 nucleotides. Its product is annotated as SAM-dependent RNA methyltransferase. Lineage: Eukaryota; Fungi; Mucoromycota; Mucoromycetes; Mucorales; Mucoraceae. Bases 122 to 769 code for a protein of 215 amino acids. The transcript has 3 exons. Gene Ontology annotation, molecular function: protein-arginine omega-N monomethyltransferase activity. Gene Ontology annotation, biological process: peptidyl-arginine methylation. The record is from RefSeq and is a predicted model, not a curated record.
GGGUAGAACAACAGUUUUUAUGUUUGAAAAAUUUAACUCCAUAAUAAUAAUAAUAAUAAAAAAAUUUUUUUUUUCCUAAUUCAUUUUUUUAUUUAUCGUUUUACAGCAGAAAUAAAAAAAAAUGACUGAUAACAAACGAUGCUAUAUUAUUGAACAUAUGGAAGAUGCUAUUCAUGAAUGGUGUUCUCUUGAAUACAAGCACAUGUUACAGAAUAUUGGACCCGAUCAUCUUUAUUUUACUUCCUUAACCGAUAAAUGUUUAAAUGAAGGCAUGCCAGAAGAAUUAAAAGCAGCUCAUUGUUAUCAAGUCGAUGUCUUGAAUAUACCUGGUAUUAAACGUGAAGAAGUUUGUUUGUUGGAUCCUUCUGGUACUUCAGAAUUAUCUCCUGAAGAUGGUGAUAAAUUCAAGUACUUUUUAUUUGGAGGAAUCUUGGGUGAUCAUCCACCAAGAGAUCGUACGGGUGAAUUACGUAAGUUAGGAUUUGAAGGAAGACGUCUUGGACCCGUUCAGAUGACAACUGAUACAGCAGUUAAUGUUACAAAGAGAGUUGUAGAAGAUAAAAUUCCUUUAGAUAAAAUUCCUUACAUUGAUCAUCCAGAAAUUUUCUUUUCUCGACAUGAAUCAGUCACAAUGCCAUUUAGAUAUAUUGCAGAAACCAAGACCAUUACAACAAAGGAAGGAAAAGAAAAAACCAUCAAGAAGCCUUUAAUGCCUCCUGGUAUGUUAGAAUUACUCAAAAAAGAUAACGAGAUGACACUUGACUUUUAAAAGAAAAUACAUCUAUCUAAUAUAAACAGAGUAAAAUAAUAAUAAUAAUAAUAAU